AUGCUGUACCUGCGCCCGGAUCCUCUCGACUGCCCCGCCAUAUCCGUCGGAGGAGGCACCACCUCCAAAUCGCCGUGUCGCACUACGAGCGAUGACGACGACGAGAAGCCCGGCCAGGAUACCCUCCACUUCCUCGACCACAACCACGACACCAUCACCUCGCUCUCCCUGCGCUACGGUGUCCCCGCAGCGGCUCUCCGCCGCGCUAAUAAGCUGACGAGCGACCACCUCCUCCUGGCCCGGCGCACGAUCCUGAUACCCCACGAGUUCUACAAGGCGGGUGUGAGCCUGUCGCCCCGGCCCCUGGGUGGGGAGGACGAGGAGUUGCGCAAGUCCAAGAUUAGACGGUUCAUGACGUCGACAAAGGUGGCCGACUACGACGUCGCCCAGCUGUACCUCCAGAAUGCCGGCUAUGACUUCCCUGUCGCUGUGGAGGCUUAUUUUGCCGACGAGACGUGGGAGACGCGGAAUCCGAGCAGGAAGCCUGCAGGGGAUGGCAGCAAGCCGAAGAAGCAUCGUGGUCCGUUUUGGCGGGGUCUGUAA
Molecule: messenger RNA, 543 nt
Organism: Geosmithia morbida
Lineage: Eukaryota; Fungi; Ascomycota; Sordariomycetes; Hypocreales; Bionectriaceae
Exons: 2
Coding region: 1-543 (180 amino acids)
Source: RefSeq, a predicted model, not a curated record